Molecule: messenger RNA, 1416 nt
Organism: Pichia membranifaciens NRRL Y-2026
Lineage: Eukaryota; Fungi; Ascomycota; Pichiomycetes; Pichiales; Pichiaceae
Exons: 2
Coding region: 118-1248 (376 amino acids)
Biological process (GO): regulation of DNA-templated transcription
Source: RefSeq, a predicted model, not a curated record
CAACCUGCCUGUAAUGUCCGACGGAGAAAAAAGUUGCCUAUCUUUCGGAAAUUCCAUUUAAGCUCCUUUAAGUGCAAGAGGAAAGAAUUCCCACACCCGUAUUGGCACACUAUCAUCAUGUCAGGGCAGAGGAAGCUCCAACACACAAAACAAGACACACAUGAAAAACCACCCGUAAUACAGUCGAUUGGAACCUCUUCAACGCAUCAAGCAACUGUUACUACAUUGAAACCGGCACCGGUACCUGCUUUAACAAGUGAGAUCAAAUGGUCGAGUGUUGUGACAGCUGCCAAGAAAAAGGACGCUUCUCCUCCUCUACAAAAUUCUAUAAACACGAAUGCCUUGAACGCAGCAAGUGUUUUGGAAGCAUUAAAGAAACAAAAGCCAAAAGACUCUACUCCCGCUGCUUCGGCAAAUGGAUUCGCAACUCUUCACACGUCUGCUUCCGCUUCUAUUGUGGAUACCAACCAUGAGAAUGGAAUAGAUAUUAAUGGACAAGCAUCAACAACGACAGUGACGAUAAUUCCUCCACAAGAUGCAGUAAGCAGACUAUCGGAUCAAUCGCCUUCUUCACCUGGCAGCAACGUGGAGACGGAAAAAACUGAAAAUAUCCCAGAGUCAAACAUAACGUCAGCGUCGAAGAUAAGUAUAAGCUCAGAUCCUGCUUUGAAUUCAACCUUAGAUUCAAGUACAGGUUCCAAUGUUGAAUCACCAUUCCCACAGGUAAGUUCCCCGUCAGUAGCAUUACCUAGAGGUUUCACCAAAUCACAAUCCCUUGCCGCAGCUACUGACGGCUUUCGCUUUUUACCGCCUGGUAUCCAAUCUUUCAUUCUAUCCAUUUCUUCAAGUAAAGAUAUUGCAAAUAGUACCUAUAGUCCAUUUCAAUCGAUCAAUCAUACUCCAAACAGGACUUAUCCAACUGGACUGAAGGCUAUCCAUUUGGCAGAAUCCUGGAGCAAGAUCAAAACAUCCAAAAAUCUAUUAUCGACCAUUUCAGCCCUUGAUCACGACUCUCUAUUUUUUGGUUACUAUUAUGGUAAAUCCAGCGAAGAAAGAAACAGUGCUUUGGAGGUACUAACCCAAAAGGGUUGGAAACAGCAAAUAUCAGGAGCUGAUUGGUAUUUACCAAGGUCAAUCGUCUCGAAGGGUGACGAUUGGAAUAUCGGUGAUUAUGCUGUUUUUAAUGUCGAUAAAUGGAGUGUUUCUGAGCGCAGGAAUGUUAGAAUAGAGAACAGUGAUCUUAUAUGAUAGGUAAACUUUCUCCCUUUCUCCUGUACUCGACUAAUUUUCACUUUGAAGUCCAAAUAUGUGACUUGAUUAUAUAUCCUGUAUGAUCUAGUUGCUUGUGAGUUUAUCACACUUUGGUAUAGUUUUGGUUUUUUGUUCUCAUUUUUACGUUCACGUUUCUACUGAAAU